CGAGAAGCGACGGGGAGAGUAUUUUUGCUGAGCUGGGUUGUUGUUUACAUCCCAGACACUGUUUAUUCUGCGCCCCUCCCUGAAGCGCAAGUGAAUUUUUGGACGAACGUGCGCGAAAAGCGCGCGUCACGAAGAAAAAGCCAAGUAGAGACAAAGGGAGCCCGAGGUGGAAGCGAAGCGUCGGUGUGGACAACCGGACAGAAACCGGUGAUCGCGAUGAAGGUGACUGUCACGACUCUCAGCGACGACAUCUUCGUCCUGGACGUCAGCGAGGAAUUGGAGCUGGAGAACUUUAAAGCUUUCUGUGAGAUCGAGAGUGGUGUACCAGCCCAUGAGAUCGUGAUCGCCUUUAACGGCAGGCCGUUAAUGGACGAUAAAAAAUCACUCCGAGAUCAUGGGAUUCGGGACGGCGAUGUGGUUAUAUUACAGCACAUGCACCAAAGUGGAUCCGAUCUUAACAUGCAUCCAUUCAAUGGAGCUGUACCCGUGUUGGACUUCAGUUCCAUUAGGGUACCUGGUGUCUCGACGGGUCGACCUGCACCAGGUCCUAGCACUGGAACAACUGCUAGCGCGGCAGCUGCUCAAAGAAUGCAAAAUCCUAGAAACGAAGACAAUCCAGCAAUGAUCAGGGAUAUGUUCAUGGCCAACCCGGAUCAAUUGGCAUUGCUUAAGCAAAAUAAUCCAAGGUUAGCGGAUGCUUUACUCAUGGGAAAUCUUGACAGGUUUGCGACUGUAUUGAGGGAGCAAAUUAAGGCUCGAGAGGAGCGGCAAGCUCAAAGAUUGAGAAUGAUGAACGCGGAUCCCUUUGAUACCGAAGCUCAGAGACUGAUUGCUGAAGAAAUUCGACAGAAGAAUAUCGAGGCGAACAUGGAAGCUGCCAUGGAAUAUAAUCCAGAGACUUUUGGAACCGUUGUCAUGCUUUAUAUUAACUGUAAAGUUAAUGGAUUUCCUGUUAAAGCAUUCAUAGAUUCAGGCGCACAAACGACAAUUAUGUCUGCGGCAUGUGCCGAAAGGUGCCACAUAAUGCGACUGGUUGACUCAAGGUGGGCUGGAGUAGCAAAAGGCGUUGGUGUUCAGCGUAUCAUUGGUCGAAUACACAUGGUCCAAAUACAAAUUGGUAGCGAUCAUCUUACAACGUCCUUCAGCGUCUUGGAGGAUCAGCCUAUGGAUAUGCUAUUAGGACUGGACAUGCUUAAAAGACAUCAAUGUUGUAUAGACCUAAAGAAGAACGUCCUAAAAAUUGGUACUACAGGAACCGAGACGCCCUUUUUGGCAGAAGGUGACUUACCUGAAUGUGCCAGGUUGAGUGGCAAAAGCGAAGAGUCUCUGGACGAUCGAAAUCUCCAACGAGCUCUUGAAGAUAGUUCAAGAGAUGCAAAGAAGCAAAGGCAGCAGCAGGACGGCCAAGGCGUAAAUAGUCCACUGACCCCGACCGUUUCAUCUAGUAGUACAUCUACUGCCCUGGAAACUACCGUUCUCGCUCACGAUCCAUUUACGGAGGCUACGGUAAAAGAAAUCGAAGCUCUAGGCUUUACACGAGCUCAAGUAAUUUCUGAGCUUCGCAGAUUCAAUGGUGAUAAGGCGCAAGCUACGGCUGCACUUUUUGCAAAGUCCUUGAAAUUCUAAGUGAUUCAUAUCGCU
Messenger RNA from Orussus abietinus, 1641 nucleotides. It is a transcript of the gene rngo, whose product is annotated as protein DDI1 homolog 2. The record is from RefSeq and is a predicted model, not a curated record. The transcript has 6 exons. Bases 217 to 1626 code for a protein of 469 amino acids. Gene Ontology annotation, biological process: proteolysis. Gene Ontology annotation, molecular function: protein binding; aspartic-type endopeptidase activity. NCBI's taxonomy places the organism in Eukaryota, Metazoa, Arthropoda, Insecta, Hymenoptera, Orussidae.